UUGGAUGCCAUCGCCGUUUAACCUCAUCGAAGAAGACAGGCAGCGGAGGGGAGAAACGUUCUGGAACUGCAGGUCGGUGGCAGCACGAUAGUAUGCAAAAGAUGCUGACAAUAAUCUCCAACGUGCUGAGGGGUAGUGCAAGCAGAAAUGGAGCCCAGGUUGUGUCAGAGUCCUCCAUGCGCAGGGCUGUUUUGCAGCUGCUGGCAGUCCAGGGGCAGUAUGCUGACAUAACCUCUCCACCAGAUCCAGCACUACGACCCUACAAGCCAGACACAGAUUUAUACUCCAUCUCACACAGUCCUCCAGCAGACAAUUUCAAAAGACCAAAGACUGAUCUAACAUUUACUGAAAUAGACCCCAGUGCUGUACUGUCCACAGAACGUACAUUUGACAGCAGACUAAUACCUGAAGAAGAACCCCUAGAAGUCACUCUAGUCGAUCCGUCCCCUGUCUUUAACAGUAAACCUGAAGAGGAGUUAUUUGACACUGACAAACCAUUUGCAGAUCUAUCACUUCACCACGUGAUAAAUACGGAACCGCCAGUCUCUGAGUUAUCCGUAUCAGAGCAACCAAAUCUAAUCUCACCAGAACUCUUCGCAACUGGCCUGACUGUUUCAGAAGCAGAACCCUUGGCAGAUACCGCCUUGACUGUUUCAGAAUUACCUUUAUCCGAACCAUUUGUGAGUACAAACCCAUUUAUUCCAGAAUCAAACUCAUCUGAACGGUCAGCUGCUAUGGCCUCUCAAGUAUCAGAAUCGACUUUACCAGAGCCUCCAUUAACCUCUGAUGCACCUAUCAUAGCCCACUCUUCAACACAAGCAGAAAUGGACUUUGACCAACUAACGCUAGAAAUAUCAUCACCAGAACGACCUCUAAACACAGACCAAACGACUCAGGAAUUAAACCCACCCGAACCUGACAUCAGUACAAACAGCCACACUUCCAUAUCUGAGCCUCAGCUGGCAGAGAGGAGCCAGAAUACAGACAUAAUGUUGCUUUCACGCCCUGAGAUCGCCCUCAGCCUGACUGAAGACGCUCCUUUACCAGAGCCACAGCUUGCUGCCGCCAGCAUGGUGGCGUCGUCACGUUCAUAUGCUGAUUUCACUCCUGAGGCCACCUUUGACAUAAAGAAAGUUGACCUUCAUCGUCUGGAGGAGGGCCCACCCCUGACGGCCACUCUGACCCGGGAGGAGGGGCUGAAGUACUACCGCACCAUGCAGACAAUAAGACGCAUGGAGCUGAAGGCAGAUCAGCUGUACAAGCAGAAGAUCAUCAGAGGCUUUUGUCACCUGUAUGAUGGCCAGGAAGCCUGUGCGGUUGGCAUUGAGGGGGGUAUCACCCUGUCAGAUCACCUGAUUACUGCAUACCGCGCCCAUGGCUACACCCUCACCAGGGGCGGGACCGUCAGGGAGAUCAUGGCUGAGCUCACUGGUCGUAGAGGAGGCAUUGCUAAGGGCAAAGGAGGCUCUAUGCACAUGUACACUAAAAACUUCUAUGGAGGCAAUGGCAUUGUGGGAGCUCAGGUACCGCUGGGAGCCGGUGUAGCCCUGGCCUGUAAGUACCUGGGCAAUGACCAGCUGUGUGUCAGUCUCUAUGGUGAUGGAGCAGCCAACCAGGGUCAGAUAUUUGAGACCUAUAACAUGUCGUCUCUUUGGAAGUUGCCCAUCAUCUUCAUCUGUGAGAACAACCAAUAUGGCAUGGGCACAUCAGUAGAGCGCUCUUCUGCCAGCACCGAAUACUACAAGAGAGGAGACUACAUUCCUGGCCUCAGGGUGGAUGGGAUGGAUGUCCUGUGUGUUAGAGAGGCCACCAAGUUUGCAGCUGAUCACUGCCGAUCUGGAAAGGGCCCUAUCCUCAUGGAGCUCCAGACCUACCGUUACCAUGGACACAGCAUGAGCGAUCCUGGCGUCAGGUUUGACAUGAAGUGGAUUUCCACUGACUGAAGUGGAUUUAACAAGUGACAUCAAUAAGGGAUCAUUUCUUUCACCUGGUCAGUCUAUGUAAUGGGAACAGCAGGUGUUCUUAAUGUUUUGUAUACUCUAUUGUUCUUAUUGGAUUAGUAGAUUACUAUUGUAGAUUAUUACCUACCUAUCUGUUUUUUUCUCUGGAGAAGUUAUUUGAACUCCCAUCAGUAAACAGGUUUCCAUCCAACCAUUUAAUGCGGAUGAUUUACCUGGCGCAUAAAAACAGCCACGACAGGACUAAUGGAAACAGGAAAUGUCGGUUAAAAUUCAUAAAUGUCGACAAUUUGUUUGUUCGACAUGGUGGGAUCUUUUUGUCUGUAAAAUUAGUUACGUGAGAAAUGGAGGUGGAAGCGCCUUUAUGCACAAAUAUUGAUAAUGGCCACAAGUCACGCAAUGAUAUGUUACGUUAUAGGCCUACCACCACCACGCGGAAAAGCAUGACAGUUUAUAGGUAGAUGAAAUAAAUUAAUAUGAACUUCACAUGGUGGUUAAGUGCAAUGAUCAAGCAAAUCCAAAUGGCUAAAUAUCAAGGGUAGACUAUUUGAUUGCUGGUGACAUGAUUAUCGCUGCUUGCUGCCAAUUUAUCAAAUAAAUUGGUCUUGUUCUUAUCCAUAUCUCAUCAUAUAACCUGUCCACUUUAUCAGCAAACUUGUCUAGGAAGCAUGCGCCAAAACAAGAUUGGGCAAGUUUUCUGUUUAACAGUUUUGGGGGUUAAGGCCCUUGGGAACGUAAUCUGGCCAUGAUAACAAGAUAGACUAACCUAUCUAGCUAACAUGGGCUAGUAGUUGAUCAACUGAAGAUUUGACAGUUUAUUAAUUACUCUCUCUGGUCUGUCGGUGAAUGACAGUGGGGAAACUGCCCAUAUAAAUGUAGAAAUUGCACCGUGUUCAUUCUACUAGUAUAACUCUCAACAUCAAUAAAUUGAAAGCCCUACUGAGUUCCUACAUUUAUUUAUUUUAAUUACCCCGUUUUGGGUCUGUGGUCCGUCAGUUUAGUAUGGCUGGCAUAGUAUAACGUUACUGUAAGACAAAAACCACCUCAUUUCUGAGAUUUUAGGAUGAUUGUGCGAACGGUCGCAUUUCUCAUGCGGCCAACCUCCAGCGUGCACCAGCAGGGCAAAAUAUGUGCUUUGAUUGAAACAAAAUACAGGCAUGCUACAGUUUGUUAACGUGGUAACACCAUCUGCUUUUUUAAUACACUGUACAUAAUUUGAAACAACACUGUACAUAACUAAGAAGAUCUACACGCCUAUUCCGAUGUAGCUGACUGAGAUCAAAUGGUCGGCAUGCAUAUGCUGCAUGGACGCUUCACUGGUAAAACCUGACGAAUUAUCAUUCACAAUUGACAGUGAGAAAUGUGAAGGGAGGGUUACUACAAAAAAUGUGGUUAAAUUAGAGGUAAAGAAACGCAGAACGUGAUACUGAUCUUUCCAUGGGAUCCGUCAGAACUGGGCGAUUACCUACAGUUCCGCAGCCAUGGCCAUAAAAAAAAAAGAUGACUAAUAUUUGGCACAUGGGAACUGAA
This is a messenger RNA of Salvelinus sp. IW2-2015, 3488 nucleotides long. Its product is annotated as pyruvate dehydrogenase E1 component subunit alpha, mitochondrial. Gene Ontology annotation, biological process: pyruvate decarboxylation to acetyl-CoA. Gene Ontology annotation, molecular function: pyruvate dehydrogenase (acetyl-transferring) activity. NCBI's taxonomy places the organism in Eukaryota, Metazoa, Chordata, Actinopteri, Salmoniformes, Salmonidae. The record is from RefSeq and is a predicted model, not a curated record. Gene Ontology annotation, cellular component: intracellular membrane-bounded organelle.